GCCCUAUACGAGCACACCGUCGUCGCUCGGUCUCCAGGCGGUCGCGGGCUUGCUCUCGUCGUCGCCGCCGCCACCGACCUCGGUCUCGGGUGUGUUCAAGUACGUCGAUGCGAUGAUGACGGCGCUCGGAGCCUUUGGCGCGAGUCCGUGGAGCCAGCGAACGCACGUGCAGGUGGCCGCGCGCGCCAACGCCAACGCCUACUUUGAGGGGAAUGGUCUGCUCGGCAGCAUGACGGACAGCAACGUCUCUCGCACGACGUGGGUCGCUGCGUUCCACGCGCCGUCCAACGUCUCGGCCUUGGACAUUUGCGCCGACGCCAACGACCGCCCGCUCUUUUGCGAAAAGACGUGGGCGUACUGCGCGUGGAUCCAGCAGACGCCGAGCGCGUCGCCCAACGACCGCUGCGACGCCGAGAACCUCUGGAGUGCGGUCCAUGCCAACGUCAUCGCCUUGAGCCAUCCCGGCGAUCGCGUCGAUGUGGUGACGAUCGAGUCCGAGUCGGACCCGAUCACGUACAGUGGCAGCGGCGUCCUUCUCUCGCGCAGCACGUACGACGUGAUCGUGCUCACGCGCACCCUUCGCUGCGACAGCAGUGGCGUGUGCCACACGACACGCGUCCACGACUACCGCUACGAAGGGGCGAUUGCCGUCACGGACGUUGAAGAGUGGUUCUCGACUGUGCGGCUCUUGCGCGUGACGGGCCAGAGCUACAAUAUCCUGCGCUUUCUGUGCCUCAUGCUCGGCUCUGUCGCCGCGUCGCGCGCCAAUAGUCUGUGGGGACGCGUCAAGGACGGUCUCUCGAUGCUCUCGCGCAUCCCGCCACAAGUCGUCGUCUACGGCAGCUGGAUUCCGCUGCUCUGCUACACGCUCGCGCUCAUGAUCGACGCGACCAUGUUUCACUCGAUCACGUGGACCGAUCUCGGGUUAGUAGCGCUACGUGUUGUCUUGACUGCCUGUCUGUAUAGGAACGCGUCGGUCUCGGACUGGGCCGAAUUGGCCGCCAUCCACCUGCGCAAUACGUGGCUCAUGGCGCUCCUCGUGCGCAUCGCCUUCUUCUUCCGCAUCGGCGCAACGUGGAACACGCCGACAGAGUGGUGGGGCAUCAAAGGCCACAUGUACGGCCUCGUCUCGCUCGCGUCGUUCUUCUUCAUCGUCAAAGACCCACCUCCGAUGAGCGCGCUGGUCGCGUCAUGGCCGAUGGAGGCGUCGUCGGCCGUCGCUCUCAUCCACCCCAAUGUUUUCACAGCCUGGAACACCAAGAUGGGCGGGUUGUAUGCGGAAGGCAUGGCGAUCCUCGUCGUGCUGGGGCUCGCGAGCGGCGGCUGCUUUUUCUACUGGUUGGGGCCGCGCGUCUGCGACGGCUUUCGGCGCGGCCCGCACGUGCCCAGAAUGCCGCUGCUCUAUUUCGCAAAGUCGACUGCGAUCCCAGCGGCCGCCGGUGUCCUCUGGGACGCGACGUUCUUGAGCGUGAGCUGGGACGCGGACGUCCUCCUUCCAGCGAGCGCCUUCCAGGUACGAUUGGUUGCUUGGUCGAUUCUCUCAUUUCUUAUUUUCGUUUGGGAGCGCAGGACACCAAGGACCGGCACCGACUCAUCAACAUUGUGGCGCUCACAGAUCCGCUCAACUACCUCUGGCUGCACUUUCACGCGACACGGAUUGCGCUCAACAAGUACCGCGUCGAGGGGACUACGGAUGUCUUUUGGCACCCAGCGCCCGAGCACAAGAUCAACGCCGACCGCGAAAACGACAAGGUGACGCUCGUCGCAACGUGUCUCGUCAAGCGCCUGUCGUGGCGCGACUGGGUCGACUGCCGCUAAGAAAGUGAGAGGUCGCGUCGACGAUAUCGAGUCGUUUUGUGUUUAUAAACAAGAAACCGAGUGAACAACAUGAAAACUGCUGCAUAUUUGAACGACGA
This is a messenger RNA of Saprolegnia diclina VS20, 1916 nucleotides long. RefSeq lists its product as hypothetical. The record is from RefSeq and is a predicted model, not a curated record. Bases 113 to 1756 code for a protein of 547 amino acids. NCBI's taxonomy places the organism in Eukaryota, Oomycota, Saprolegniomycetes, Saprolegniales, Saprolegniaceae. The transcript is spliced from 7 exons.